GUGGAUAUAAAGUAAUGGAUGUAAAGAGAGGACGAGAGGACGUGAGUUCUCUCUCUCCCUUCAGGAGAGGAACGCUCGUGGGAGUGGAGAGAGUUUUUUCAUAAGUUUUCCUCAAGGGAGACUCAACAAAUUAUUCGCAUUCUGACUGAGAAUCCAGUAGUAGCAAGAUCAAGUGUUUGUGUACGACUCUCCACCCCAAGCCCCGCCUCAUGGACAGCGACCCAGCGAGGAGUGACCGUAGAGGUGCCAUGUAUUAUUUCACACCAAGAGGCAUCUUUUUAUUCAUCAUUCUGAUGAUUGGAAGAGGACAUGCGAACCUACCGUGUAAUGAAAGUCAUUGUUUUCUAAAAACCGGGUUGGUUUUCAUGAAAGAAGAUGACAUUCUUAUCACUGGGGAUAAGUGGACCGUUGUUGUUAACAUUCACGUACAAGAAUAUCACUCAGUAAUUUCAUCCGCUAGAGAUGCGAUUCAGAUGUUAGAAAAAGAGGUUGAAAAAGAGGUUACAACAGAAGAUAUGUUAAUGUAUGUUCGUUCAUCGGAAAUUAAUAGAAUUCGACGUAUUGUUGAUCUUCUCAGUAGUGAGAUUGCGUCUUUUGAAUUGAUGUUACCUAAAGACUCGACGGAAUUGAUUGACCGUAGACGAAAGAAGCGCGGAUUAAUCAAUGUAGGGGGAGAUUUAUUGAAAGUAUUAUUCGGAACAUUAAGUGAUGACGAUUUAGUUAGAAUCAAUCAUAAAAUAUCUCAACUCGGGGACCAAUCUCAGACGAUAACCCAUCUUGUGGAGGAUCAAGUAACUGUUGUAAAAACUAUAGAUCAGGAAGUUUGUAACCAUGGAAUAAUUCUUAAUGAGACUCUUGAUUUAUUAGAUGUAAUUUUACAGCAAGGAAGUCAAAUGAAUCGUACUAUUAGAAGUGAAUUAGAAAUUAUUGAACAGGCAUUAGGCCAAACACAUUCUGUGAAUUCUUUAAUGAGAGAAUUGGAAAUAACUUUGUUGCAAGUUCAAAAAGAGCUUCUUGAACUUAGACAGUCACUGGAGGAUACAACUGCUGGUAAACUCAGUUCACUAUUGUUACCACCUCAAAAUUUGUCAGUUAUUUUACAACAAGUUGUGAAUAAAUUGCCAACUGGAUUAUCUCUUUUAACGACAACUGACAUUGAUCAAAUUUACGAAUACUACCAUAUCAUUACAGUACACGCUGCAUCCACCUCUAAUACAAUUAGAUUGUUCCUAGAAAUCCCUCUAAAAUCUCCUAACCGAUAUUUCACCUUAUAUUCCGUAAAACCUCUUCCUUUUCUAGACACUGAAAGCAAUCAAUUUUUCGUCAUCAAAGUGAAAGAAGACUUUUUAGCAGUUUCACACGAUGGACAGCGCCACGUUCCUAUGACACAUAGUGACGUAGGCAAGUGCAGCGGUGAACUAUAUACAUUGUGCCCGCCGAACUUACCAGUGUUAUUGAACUCUAAUAGCUGCGUUUUCCAACUGUUUGUGGGAAACGAGCAGAUGGUACAAAAAUUUUGCGAAAAAUAUUUAGUGUCAGAACAUUUUGAGCCAGUACUAUACAGAAUCCCAGAGACUAAUGAUUGGUUAUACAGUGUUAGUAAGCCAAUCAGAAUUGUUCGCGAAUGUUCGUUAAAUGAACCUCACACGAAGUCUGAAAUCCUUGUGGGUGUUGGUAUCAUGAACAAUGUACAAAACUGUUUCGUCCACUCAGAAAAAUUUAGUCUACUACCUUCAACAACAGGUGUAUCGAAAGUUACGGUGAACCGAACUAAUAUCAUAUUCAGUCCAGUGAUACUAGAUAUAUUCGAUCUAGGAGAAAGAUCGCUCAUUCAUGAACUGUUCAUCAAAGAAAAUCAUUCCGACCUACAUCGAGAACGUUUGUAUGUUCUACGGCAGCGGCUUGCUAUGCCUGCCCCUGGGAUUUCCAUCAAUCAGCUCAUCCAUGAGGCGAGGAAGGUGGAGAGUCAUGGCCGUAAGCUACAAGCUGAGCUUCACAGUGAAGAGUCCAGCUCCGUUGCCAAGUCGGUGGCCGUAGCCUUUGCUGUGACUGCAACCUGCAUCAUAGUAUUUUGCGUAGUGACUGGUGUCACUCGACGCUCCUUCUACAAUUACCUGCUGGCGAGAGGACGUCGUGCCGAUUCCCCAGACGAUGGCCUGCCCCUGAGCGAAGUGACGCUCCCUACACCGACAACAACCGAGGCACCGGUACCAGAGGUGGCGAUCCGCUUUGCCAAGCCUGGCAAGGUUGCCGGCUAGGUGGCAAUCUAAGUGUUCCAGCCUGGAGUGUAUUGUGUAGUGUGUGCUCUUCAUCUGCUUGCUAAUAUUGAACUAUUAAUUUUUUUUAUAUUAUGCUUAUAUUGGACUUAUUUUAUUGGACCCAUAUUUCAGUUAUUAUUGGUGUUUUUCUUAUUAUUGUGUUUGUCUAAUCAUUUUUCUUUGCAUGUUAUUUUCAGCCUAUCUUACUUAUGACAAAAGUGUUAGUGCAAAAAGACAUUCUAUAGACUUUCGUAAAUUGUGCACUAUGAAAGCCUUUUGGACUUUAGUUGUUUUGUUGAAUUUUCUAAAUUGUAACGUUUUCAUUGAUGUAAACAUAAUCACUACUUAACUUUUUUUUUUAUGGAGAUUUGGUUUCUUUGUCAUUGUUUCAUUGCUAUUUUAUUUGAUUGUUUUUAUUCAUUCAUGAUUUUAUUACAUAAAAAAAAAAAUGUCUUUAACGUAACGUUUUAUCUUUUGUAACGUAAUCGUUUAUUGCUUAUUUGCCUUUUGUUCACGUACAUAUUUCGUACUAUGUUUCUUUGUAUUUUUGCUAUUAUUAUUGUAUUGCUAUUAUGAUUAUUUUUGAAACGGCACCUCACCCUGUGUAUUCCACGCAUCAAAAUUCAGAAAUACUUUAGUAAAUUCCGAAACUUUACACAUCAGUUGGUUGGAAUUUGGGUUUGUAAAGUCACUUCAGGUUCGGUCGCAUCCCAUUUUUGGAACCCCUUUGUCUACAUUUGGAUUAGACCCUCUGUCUAGUCUUGUACCUUUAUUAGUACAUUCAUUUUUCUCGUUAGUGUUUUUUCUCUAAAUGUUGAUGUACCAAAUGUCUAGUACCCGAUUCGCUUUUGGUUUAGGGUACUUGACAUUUUUUUUCAUGGGGGGGUGUAAUGUAGUGGAUAUAAAGUAAUGGAUGUAAAGAGAGGACGAGAGGACGUGAGUUCUCUCUCUCCCUUCAGGAGAGGAACGCUCGUGGGAGUGGAGAGAGUUUUUUUCAUAAGUUUUCCUCAAAGGAGACUCAACAAAUUGUUCGCAUUCUGACUGAGAAUCCAGUAGUAGCAAGAUCAAGUGUUGGUGUACGACUCUCCACCCCAAGCCCCGCCUCAUGGACAGCGACCCAGCGAGGAGUGACCGUAGAGGUGCCAUGUAUUAUUUCACACCAAGAGGUAUCGUAAAUAAAU
Messenger RNA from Nilaparvata lugens (brown planthopper), 3439 nucleotides. RefSeq lists its product as uncharacterized. NCBI's taxonomy places the organism in Eukaryota, Metazoa, Arthropoda, Insecta, Hemiptera, Delphacidae. Bases 210 to 2258 code for a protein of 682 amino acids. The record is from RefSeq and is a predicted model, not a curated record. The transcript is spliced from 2 exons.